GAGGAGGAGAAGGCAGCGGACUGAGGAGGUAGCAGAGCUUCCCUGGAACAAUGUUGCCAGUCCCCAUCCAUAUCCCCACUGACUCCACAUAUGCCGAUCCUGGAUCCAAUUGCACAACUCCAAAGACAGCCAGCACUGUUCUGGAUAAAGAGGAGACAGAAGGCAGUGUAUUGGACUAUACUGAACGAUCCCAGGACACACACAGAAAUGACACUCGUCUACCAAAGCGACAGUCAUUCCCCAAUGAUAAAUUAACAAAAGCUGAAAUGAGGGUGGAGCAGUUCAUCAGAGACAAUGAGUUCCCUACAGCUCACAAGGAGUUAAUUAGAUGUGUGGCACUGUGCAGAAUUAUCCAUGGGGACUUCCACUGGAGACUUGCUGAGGCUUUUGCCAACCUUGCAUAUGGCUACCUUACUUAUAAAGGUCUCCCGGCUCAGGCCAAACAACAUGCCGAAUCAGCUAAAAGCAUCCUACUUAGAGGAGUUGACAUGACAAAAUCUUCCAAGGAAAAGAGAGGAAUCUUGGGGACUCUAGUGACUAUUUACUAUACAUUGGGCAUGGCGCACCUGAUGGAGAACAAUGGCAGAGAGGCGCACAUCAGUUUACAGAAGGUGGAGAAAAUUGUGGAGGAGCUAGAAGAGCUUCAGGAGAAGGAGUCUGUUACUGGGAAAAUAUCAGAGAAAGACAUUGCUUUGGCAUUAGGAAGAGCUUGCUUGAUCCAGAACAAAUCUAGUUCUGCCAUGAAUUACUUUGAGCGAGCUGCGGAGCUUGUUGUUUCCAGUGAAGGGGACAGUUCUCCUGAGCUUGUCAGCAUUUACCGGGAUAUGGCCAAAGCUGAGCAGAAGAGGAAGAGACAUGACCAGGCCAUACAACACUUACUGCAGGCUCAUUCUAUCUGUCAGUCAGUGUAUAAACCUCUCAGUGUGGAUGCUGCACAGACUGGCCUGUUAUUAGCCAAAGCAUACGCAGCACCGGGGAGCUCCGACUACAGCGAAAUGGCCGAGAAGUAUUUUACGGAGAGCCUCGGUGUGUACCGUACGGUGCUGGGACCCGACGACCCGCAGACACUGACCGCUUGUGUGGAGUUUAGUAAAUGGCUGAUACAGAAUGGAAACACACAAGAGGCGUACAAGAUGUUACACCAGGCAGUAGGUUUAGGCGUAGAGUACAAUGAAACCGUAUCCGAGAUGCUGAGCAUUAUGGGAAGCAUAUGUCUGGCUGAUGGGAAAAUUUCCAAGGGUUACCGACUGCUGAAAAAGUGUUUAGAAAUCCAAGUGGCAGUAGACGGGUCCCAGCACAGUAAAAGUAGAGCAACUCAGAACCUGCUGAGCACAUUACAGAAGUCUGGAGCUGUGGGGGACUGA
Messenger RNA from Nanorana parkeri, 1364 nucleotides. RefSeq names its product tetratricopeptide repeat domain 23 like (gene TTC23L). Bases 51 to 1364 code for a protein of 437 amino acids. The record is from RefSeq and is a predicted model, not a curated record. NCBI's taxonomy places the organism in Eukaryota, Metazoa, Chordata, Amphibia, Anura, Dicroglossidae. Gene Ontology annotation, molecular function: protein binding. The transcript is spliced from 12 exons.